AUUAUCAGCUAGAUUAAGUUUACAGUGUUUCAAGACUUGAUAUUUACCAUUGAAGCGGUGAUUUCUUUGUUUAUCCUGCUUGUAAAUGAUAAAAGAGCAGCUCGAUUCAAUGAUUCAUGUGAAAUAGUUCCGAUAAACGUCUUCACAGUCAGAGAUAGGCAAUAAGUCUGUUUCAUAGAUAGAAGAUUUGAGAACAGAUAAAGAAAGGGUUUACUCCCCCUAGGAAAUCUCAGCCGCUGUUGAACCAAACACUGUGGAAAAUGUGGGAUAUUUGGAGAAGACACAAGAGGAAGUUUUACCUUACAGCUGGAGUUCUAGGAAGUGGUUAUCUUCUAUACAAGCUUUAUGAUGCUCAUAAACGCAAGCUCUUUGAUUUGGAGAGAGAACUUGCUGGGGAGAGGGAAAAUGAUGAGUUCAUUAAGGCUCAAAUGCAAGAACAUUUCGCGAACAUACAGAGAAUAGCAGAUACUACAACCUUACCUCAUUCAAUGUCGUAUUUGAGAAAUCAAGUUGCAGAAAUGUUGGAUCAUUUACACUUGACUGAGAAGUUAACAAGAGGGAAGGGUCAGCCUAAUACUUUAACCCCUGCUGAAAAGCUUGAGCUAUGGGAUGAACUUAAACUUUUGAGUUUCACGAAAACAAUGCUGUCUCUGUGGUCAUUGACGAUGUUGAACUUAUAUAUUAGGGUUCAAGUCAAUAUUUUGGGAAGGCAUUUGUACAUAGAAACGGCUCGCUGUUUUGGACCUUCAGAUCUACUUGAAGAAGCUGAUCUAAUUGAUAGAAAUGACCAGCAGCAAUUCCUAGCAAGUGCUGAUUUUCUAUCCAACGAGGGCAUGCUCUCUUUGAUUGCUGGUAUGCAAGCAGCUGUUUCAGAAGUUCUCAUUGGAAGGCAAUGGAAAGAUCUGUUUAAUGCUACUAUUCUCCAUGAGACCUUUGUACAGAUAUUAGACACAUUCAUGAGCAACGGAAGCCCUCACCAUUGGAUUAACUGUUUGAUGCCAGAAAAUGAUUCCAUAGUAUCAGGUGGUGGUGGGAGUGGUUCGAUUGAUAGGGAUCCUUCUGACCUCUCUAAACUUGAUCAGCUCAUGAUGGAGGCUCGUGCUGUCUUAUCUAGCAAUGAGUUUGGGAAUAUUGUGGAGAUAUCACUGAAAAGAGUUGUGGAUUUAUUAGUCGAAGAUAGUGUUCAAUUUGGGGGAGACUAUAAUCUAUCUACAACAGGUAUUCCCUUAGCCAAACUCGUACCUCGUGUUGCCCAAAUGAGCUCUACACUCCUUGAAGAACCGACUAAUAAUAAUAGAUAUAUCCAAACUAUCCAAAAGAAUCCCGAUGUGGAAUUUUUCUUCACUCUCCUUUACGCCAACAUGCCAAUAUCUUAGAAAAUAAUAAAUUCCUUUUGGCGAGCUGGGGAUUUGCUGUGCUAUAAAUUUGUUGGAAUAAAAAUGAGGAACAAUUUACUCAGUUUAGUUUUUUAGUUACAUUAAUGUAAAUUACUACUGAAUUGAUGAUGUAUUGUUUUAUUUGCAUCAUAAGACAUGUUUACGAAUUGGGAGUUAUUGUUUUUGUUAUUCUAUUUUAAGAUUUGUCUUUGUCGGGUUCUGGAAUCGACAUGUUUUUUAUUACUCUGAUUUAUGAGUUGGUUUUGA
Molecule: messenger RNA, 1643 nt
Organism: Impatiens glandulifera
Lineage: Eukaryota; Viridiplantae; Streptophyta; Magnoliopsida; Ericales; Balsaminaceae
Product: peroxisome biogenesis protein 3-2-like
Exons: 7
Coding region: 261-1376 (371 amino acids)
Biological process (GO): protein import into peroxisome membrane
Cellular component (GO): peroxisomal membrane
Molecular function (GO): protein-macromolecule adaptor activity
Source: RefSeq, a predicted model, not a curated record